Molecule: messenger RNA, 1027 nt
Organism: Vespula vulgaris
Lineage: Eukaryota; Metazoa; Arthropoda; Insecta; Hymenoptera; Vespidae
Product: apolipoprotein D-like
Exons: 5
Coding region: 153-977 (274 amino acids)
Biological process (GO): lipid transport; brain development; tissue regeneration
Molecular function (GO): lipid binding
Source: RefSeq, a predicted model, not a curated record
CAUCAUUUGCUCUCCUCCAUGCUACUAAUUUAACGUAUGCAUGACGUAUAAUUGAAUAUCAGAGAGUGGGGAGAUCUACAGUACAUAAAGUCAAGCCACGAAUUACUGUUUACAGUUUGCGUUCAGAACUAAGGAUAGACGUUUAGACGAAGAUGCGUUCGAUCGUUUUGUACAUUGCCCUAGCAGGGUGUUUGACACUUGCUAAAGCUCAUACUUAUCACAUGGGUAGUUGUCCCAUAGUAGAGCCAAUGCAUGGAUUUCAAAUGAAUAAGUUUCUAGGAAUCUGGUAUGUCAUUCAGAAAACAUCUACAGCAAGUAGAUGUAUUACUUACAAUUAUACUCGUGGUGAGGAACCAGGAGAAUACUUGAUAACUCAAGAUUCUGAUCAUCCUGUAUUAGGUCUUACGCCACUGAAACAUGAAUAUCACUAUACCGGUGAAUUGAGUGUACCAGAACUUAGUACACCAGCUCGAAUGCAAGUUCGCUUCCCUCUCAGUGUAGCAGGUACAGCAUCUCACAUAAUCUUUACUACAGAUUAUGACAAUUAUGCUGGGAUAUUCACUUGUCAGAAAUUAGCUUUUGCCCAUCGACAAAGUGCAACUAUACUUUCAAGACGUCGUGAUCUUGACAAGGAUAUCAUCGAUAGAAUAAAAGCAAAAUUGUCAGGCUAUGGAGUAGAUCCUUAUGAUCUCAGUAUCAUUUCUCAGAAUGGUUGUCCACAUGAUAAUGAUACUUUCGACAUAAACAUCGAUCCUAACACUUUCACUGCUGAAAGUUUUGGCAGUGCCGUACGUAAAGCUGGCGAGAAACUUGGGGAUGGUGUACAAUGGGUCGCCCAUGCUGGUAGCAAAGUUUAUCAUAAGAUAACUGGCACUGAGGAAAGCACAACUUCGAAACCAGAGGAAACGCAUAGAGUUAUACCAGUGAUGAGAGAUUCUGGCAAAUACGAGACUAACGAAGUUGAAUGGAUUCCAUAAAAAUGUUAGAAAUGAUUAUUAAGUUAAAAAAAAAAAAAAAAGAAAGAAAA